AUGACCUUGCGUCUCACAUCAGCGCCAGUAGCCGGUAUUCAAAAAAGAAAGGCUGCCAAGCCGGUCCCUGCAAGAGCCCGUGGCUCGCCCUUUGCCGCCCAUGCGCGUCGUAAACCGAAGGCCGCCGCAGCCGGUGUGAAAGCACCAACCACAGACUUUGGCCAGGACGAGCCUUUACCCGAUAAAGGCGCAUCGCUCUAUAUUUCCAAAACAACCACAGCUCGAAAUGUCGAAGAAGCGAUCGAAUACAUUGGAACUCAAAUGUUCGACGAGCUUCCACAGCGCGCCGGAAUGAACAGUACACGCAUUGCGGCGGUUCUGAACUUGCGCCGAUCGCUGCCCCCGCUUGCCUCUGUGGCCCAUAUACACACGCUAUUGAAUGCGCCCACACAAGUUGAGCGGGAGGUGGUUGAGUUGGUGAGAACAGGAAAGGUUCGGCGUCUGAUUGUCCCUGGGCGGGGCAACGAUGCAGCAGGAUUAGGUGAUUGCCUAGUUCUUACGAAGGACUGGAACACACUGGUCCGGGAGAGCCCUGCUCUAGACACAGCAGUUAAAGAGAAAUUUCUAGAUAUCCUCGAUCGCAUCGGACCUCAUUCUGCCCUCUCACAGGGAGUUUUUACUACUGACGAGUAUAGAGCCCUGAUGCGCGCAGGUUUCCUGGUAUCCUCCUCAACCCUCACACAAGGAACUUUGAGCAUUGCGUCGCUUCCUAAUUUGCCCAGCGCAGCGGCCUCAUCGGCUAGUCGAAGUAGCUCAUCCCACGAGACCAACCAACCUAUCCAAAUUGAUCCUCAUACUCGCGCCGCGACUUUGUUUCUAUCACUUCCCAACACAGGAACAUACUUGAAAUUGCUGAGCGCUGCGCGCGCGCACUUACUUGCUCUUCUACGACGGUCUCAUUGCGGCGAAGCUCCCCUAGGAUUGCUCAAGGAUCGAUGGGAUGGAGCAGUCGAAACGGAUAAGAGUUUCAAUUUGGCGAAAAGGGCUCGAGGUGAAUUCGCAGGAAUUCUUCCAGGGAAAACUAAGAAAUGGAAAGAUAUGUACGGUUUGCAAUUCCGCUGGGUUCUGGAAGAGACGCUGGGGGCCGGACUAGUAGAGAUAUUUGAGACAGGCAGUGUUGGGCCGGGCAUCCGCUGUUUAUAA
Molecule: messenger RNA, 1143 nt
Organism: Penicillium malachiteum
Lineage: Eukaryota; Fungi; Ascomycota; Eurotiomycetes; Eurotiales; Aspergillaceae
Product: Stk19 family serine/threonine-protein kinase
Exons: 2
Coding region: 1-1143 (380 amino acids)
Biological process (GO): positive regulation of Ras protein signal transduction; protein phosphorylation
Molecular function (GO): protein serine/threonine kinase activity
Source: RefSeq, a predicted model, not a curated record